AUGUUUGUUCGGAAGAGCAAAUUCAAGCAUAUCAUCGGCAAACCCAAUAAAAAAGAAUUCUGUUAUGACGAAAUUCGAAUCACAAAAAGUAGUUGGGAUUCCACAUUUUGUUCCGUGAACCCAAAGUAUCUGGCAAUCAUCACAGAGGCUGCUGGUGGCGGAGCGUUCCUUGUUUUGCCGAUUGAAAAGUAUGGCCGGGUGGGGCGGGACGCACCGCUAGUGGCUGGCCACCGAGCUGCUGUGCUUGAUAUCGAGUGGUGUCCGCACAAUGAUGAUCUCAUCGCCUCGGGCUCUGAGGAUUGCACUGCAAAGGUCUGGCAAAUCCCCGAGGGUGGUCUCCAGCCGGAAACUAACCUCACUACUCCAGUCGCCGAUCUGGUUGCUCAUCAACGUCGCGUUGGUCUCGUCAAGUGGCAUCCUACCGCCGAAUACGUUCUCCUUACCGCAGGUGCGGACAACAUUAUUUUCAUUUGGAACGUUUCAACCGAGGAGAAACUGAUAACAAUCAACUUUCCCGACAUGGUGCUUUCAGUUAGCUUCAACUGGAACGGUUCCCGUAUCGUCACUACUUGCAAAGAUCGGCACACCCGUAUAAUUGAUCCUCGAAAGGGUACCAUUCUGAAGGAAAACAUCUGCCACCAGGGGACGAAGCCACAACAGGCUAUUUACCUCAAAGAUGGUCGCAUCUUCACCACCGGUUUCUCUCCAAUGAGCGAGCGCCAAUUCGCUUUGUGGGCUAAAUCACUUCUCAUUAUCUAG
Molecule: messenger RNA, 759 nt
Organism: Hydatigera taeniaeformis
Lineage: Eukaryota; Metazoa; Platyhelminthes; Cestoda; Cyclophyllidea; Taeniidae
Source: the annotation of a GenBank genome assembly